This is a messenger RNA of Solanum verrucosum, 2174 nucleotides long. RefSeq lists its product as uncharacterized. The coding region runs from base 26 to 1690 and encodes 554 amino acids. The record is from RefSeq and is a predicted model, not a curated record. The transcript has a single exon. Lineage: Eukaryota; Viridiplantae; Streptophyta; Magnoliopsida; Solanales; Solanaceae.
CUUCAUUCUCUUCUGAAGCCCUAAAAUGGAGCAUCCUUUCUUCAUCAACAGUGGCCUUCCAAUCAAUCGAUCAGAAGCUUUACGUUUUCUAUCAAUCGCUGAAAAUCUCUUAUCAAAUCGUGAUCUAGUUGGUAGCAAGUCAUUCGCGACCUGGGCCCGUGAAUCCGACCCGACAUUUGCACCUGUUGCCGACCAAAUACUCGGCAUCGUUGAUACUUUGAAUGCCGGCGACAAACGUAUUAACAAUCAUUUUGACUACUACUCUAUCCUCCAAAUCCCUCCUAACCAAACCCAAAAUGCCGAUUUCAUCGCCGAACAGUAUCGCCAGUUUAAUCUUCUUAUGAAUCCUCAGAGCAACAAUUUCCCAUUUUCUGAUCAGGCUUUCCGUCUUGUCGUUGAUGCAUUCACAGUUCUUUCUGACCCCUUGAGAAAAAGUAUGUAUGAUAAGGAGCUGGGUUUCCUCCUUAACCCUUACCCAGUUGUUACUUCUACACCUACCCCUGUGCAUCAGAGUGUUUAUCCUUCAAUGCCCAGUUCGAAUGCAGACCAAAUGUUUGAGAAUUUGUUUACUCAAGAUCAAGGGUCACAUGCUGCUGGAGUAAGCUUCAGUAGAGACCCACAAGCUGGAUUUUCUAUGCCAGUGACAUUUCUGACUCAUGAACAAGAAACUGUGAUCUCUAUGGAAAGCUUGCCCAUUGAGCAGCAACUGCAACAAUCUGAAACGUUUCUGAAACAACAGACACAACCCGUGACUCCCAUUUCAUUUUUAAACACAGAUGAACAACCUAUCUCAUUCUUUUCUUUGAACCAACCACAGCUGGUAACCUCUGUGAGAAGCUUAAAUAGAGAAAACCCACCAUUUGGUACCGAGGUGAGCUCGACACAAGGGCGAGAACCAGUGGUUUGUGCAGAGCAAUGUGGGAGUCAACAGCCCCUGGAGAAAAAUGAGAAUGUGGUUGGGAACAAUGCAAAUAAGUCUGCAAGUACUGGUGAUAAUGUGAAGGAGAAAGAAGGGAAUGUAGAUGCAUCAGGUAAGAGUAUACCCAGUUUCUGGACUGCAUGUCCUUACUGUCUCUUUAUGUAUGAGUAUUCUGUGGAUUAUACUCAUUGUACUUUAAGGUGUCAAAAUUGUAAGAAGGCUUUUCAAGCUGUACCAAUUGCGUCUCCUCCUCCAAUUAUUGAUGGAAAAAAAAAUAGCUUUUGUUGUUGGGGAUUUAUGCCUUUUGGAUCGUCUUUGGAGGAUUUUCAUAAAAAUAUAGAUAAUGCUUCGAGCUGGUCUCCGUUUUCGCCCAUGUUUACCUGUUCGCGAUUUGGGUGGGAUGGAGGGAGUAAUGUGAACAAUCAUGCUGGUGGAGGACAGAGUAAUGUGAAUAAUCUUGGUAGUUCGCAUAAUGCUGGCGGAUCGAAAAGUGGGGGUGGACGAAAGCAUUUUUCUCCAGUAAUAUGUAUUGAUGAUGAUGUGUUAGUAGAGGCAUCACAGUCAAGCGAGGAGUCAAGUGUGGAUUGGAAUCGGAAUAAGGAAAGGAAGAAAGCAAAGAAUGGGAAGCGAAAGUGUGCAAGGACUGGAACCCCAAGCAAAAAUGCCAAGAAACAGCAAGCUGAUAAGGAAAAAACUGUUGAAGGGAAUAAUGAUGUCAAUUUGCAAUAUGGUUUAGCAACUCAAGGUGGCGUAGAAAUACCCAUGCUGUAACAGUUGAGUCAAGUAACAGAGGUGUCGUAAGUAAGGCAAUAAGGCACCUUGUUGGGUUGCAAAACACUUAGGAAUUUGGAUUUGAAUGUGUAGUUCAGUAAUGAGGUUGAAGAGCCUAUAAUUCAGAUGGGCCAAGAAAAUGAAGCAGGAGAGGGAGAGGAUGAUACUGUUGAUGUAAUUGGGUUUUUUGAAGGUCUUGAUGAAUUCCUUAGCAGUCUUCCUAUACUUAAUGCUGUGGAUGGUGAUAAGGUGGAGGCUGCCUGUUAUCACUCCUUAGUCUCCACAGUUUACAGUAGUAGCUAUUUGCUUGUAGCUCAUUCUAGUAGUAGUUAUAUCUUUAUUGUAGUUUGCAGUUUCUCAUUCCAGUAAUAUUGGGAAGUAAUGUCCUAGUUUCUAGGGGUAGUUAUCUUAUAAGUAUUGUAUUUGAACUCUAUGUUUAUCCUAUGCAAUCUAAGCAGAAAGUUGUUCCAUUUUUUGAGUACUU